Molecule: messenger RNA, 5364 nt
Organism: Lepisosteus oculatus (spotted gar)
Lineage: Eukaryota; Metazoa; Chordata; Actinopteri; Semionotiformes; Lepisosteidae
Gene: kcnj11
Product: potassium inwardly rectifying channel subfamily J member 11
Biological process (GO): potassium ion import across plasma membrane; regulation of monoatomic ion transmembrane transport
Cellular component (GO): plasma membrane
Molecular function (GO): ATP-activated inward rectifier potassium channel activity
Source: RefSeq, a predicted model, not a curated record
UGCAGGCGAACUCAGCCAGACUGCAGCAUCGCACUCUGCAGGCAUAGUCUGUCGUGAUGGGCUCCGGUUUUAUUUUAGUCUUUGUUAUGGAAUCGUUACUUCUCCUGAAGGUGGUGACGAUUUAAAUCGCUCGGAGCUGGUAACGGGCUACUUUAUUUACCAACGGUCCAGCCUGCAGUAUGCGCUGGUCGGUGUGUCUCAGACACAAACAGUGCCGCAGCUAUCCGGUUGCAAGCGCGGAUGACAGGCAUGGGCAGAUGCGAUUCUGAAAUGCGAGGACUCGGCUCCCGGGAAUGUCGGAGCUUCACAGCGCCUGAUCGGGCAAUGUAAGCAGUGCCCCCAGGAGCCGGUGAUCGCACUCGGCGGUCAGCUGCUUCUCGGCCCGUUUCUUGCCGUCUCGAUUUGGAAAUACUGUGGAGCACACUGUGAGAAAGACCAAUGGACCGAAUUUCUUCACAGCAAGGGUUCUGAUCUAUAGUAUGGGAGCGCUAUGUUGUCCAGAAAAGGAAUUAUACCUGAAGAUUUUGUUCUCACGCGUUUAGCGGAGGAUGUCUCGCAACCCAGGUACCGAGCCAAGCAGAGGAAAGCUCGUUUUGUGGCAAAGAAUGGGACUUGCAAUGUGGCACACACGAACAUCCGAGAACAAGGACGGUUUUUGCAGGACGUUUUCACCACCUUAGUAGAUUUAAAAUGGCUACAUACUCUUAUAAUAUUUACAAUGUCUUUCCUGUGCAGUUGGCUACUGUUCGGUAUGAUCUGGUGGCUUAUAGCUUUUGCACAUGGGGAUCUGGACCAGAAAAGCGACAGCUUUGUCCCGUGUGUGACCAGUAUUCACUCUUUCUCUUCGGCUUUCCUGUUCUCAAUCGAAGUGCAGGUGACUAUCGGCUUCGGGGGGCGAAUGAUUACGGAAGAAUGCCCAUCAGCCAUUCUGACUCUGAUCAUUCAAAACAUCGUAGGUCUGGUUAUCAACGCCAUCAUGCUGGGCUGCAUCUUCAUGAAGACUGCUCAAGCCCAUCGGCGAGCAGAGACGCUCAUUUUCAGCAAGCACGCUGUCAUUGCAGUCCGGAAUAACAAGCUCUGCCUAAUGACUCGAGUAGGGGAUUUGAGGAAGAGCAUGAUCAUUAGUGCUACCAUUAAAAUGCAAGUAGUGAGGAGGACCACUACAGCAGAAGGGGAGGUGGUCCCCCUCGAACAGAUAGAUAUCCAAAUGGAAAACCCAAUUGGGACAAACGGCAUUUUCCUGGUAUCCCCACUCAUAAUAUGCCACGUCAUUGACAAAAAUAGCCCUCUGUAUGAGAUCUCUGCCAGUGAUUUGCACAACGAAGAUUUGGAGGUGAUUUUAAUAUUGGAAGGGGUGGUAGAAACCACUGGCAUCACGACCCAAGCUCGAACGUCUUACUUGCCAGACGAAAUCCUGUGGGGACGACGAUUUGUACCCGUUAUCUCUGAGGAAGAGGGUAGGUACUCUGUGGAUUACUCCAAGUUCGGAAACACGGUGAAAGUACCAACUCCCAGCUGCUGCGCUAAAAAACUUGAAGAAGAGGGAAAUCUUCCGAGGGUCAAGCUUCUUGACUCACAUUCGCUAAAGAGUACCGUGAGAAAAAGAAACGCUUCUGUGCGCGUCAAGCCAAGAAACGACAAUCAGUAACUUUAUUAUAAUAAGUAUUAUUAUUGUAAUGUUUGCUACGCACCUCACAUUUAUACCUGAAACUGUUUUUACCAAUCGAGAAAGCAAGUAUGUUUAGUAUCAUGAUGAAAUGAAAUAAUUUUGCCUUUGUUUUUAAAAUUUGGUAGGUUUUUAAUACCUGCACUUUUGAUACUAUCCGUGUAUUAAAUGGAUCUAAAUUGUAUACAGAAAUCUCCAAGUAAAAUAUUUCAUGUUGUACUUAACAUUGACUGUUUUUAAGAGAAAUAUGAUUGUAUGACAAAACAUUUAUCACCUGUACAUCUACAGUUGUACACCUAGGCUACUUACUGAACGAAUGUUUUAAACAAUUAAAGUGCAUGUAGUUUUUGUAUCUUAAGUCUCCUCAGGGUACAUGUUAAAGCCUUUGAUGAUUGCUGAAUGCUUUAUGUUAGCGUUGCUGCGUUAUUUUUUUCUAAAAAUACAUUUAACUUCAAAAUUAAAGUUGCAAUAUCUGAAUUAUAAAUCACCUAUUAUCCCUUUGUUGCAACCUCGGUAAAAUUUUCUGUCCAUAAACUACAGCUACCUUAAUAAACACUUGAAUCGCAUACUCCUAGUUUAACAAGACUGGAUGUUUAAUAACUGGUACGAUUUAGGGAAUACUUUAAUUGAACCAAAUCUUAGAAAAUGUUUUUGUAUGGUAUUAUUUUAGGAGGCGUAGUAUGCAAAUCUCACAUGGACAAUUUGAUCCUUACGGUUUGAGUGUCCAAUUCCCGUUUAAAUACUUUUCUAAUACUCAUUCGCAGUUUUACAUUUUAAGAACGGAAAUGCCUAAGAUGUAUGAUAUCGUGGUCGUGUCGUACAUUUAACAUUUAUGUAAUUAUGACCGAUUUGCAUGCUAUAUAUCAUUUAUACAUAAUUUUAUCGUUGUAUUAAGGUUUACGCAUGGUAUUUUAAUUUGUCAUUCAUUACACGAAUAUAUAUAAAGGAUCAUUAAAAUUUGCAUUGAAGGAAAUGUUACAUUCAUUUUUUCUUGAACUUCUGCUGCCCUCUUUUGGAGUUUAUUGCCAUUGCUCUAAUGGAUGACGAGCCUUGCAAAAUAAGCGAAGACUAAAUUCAAAUUGAAUUGCUUACUUUCUGCACAGGGCCUUUGAGCUCACGAUUCCCUGCAGUAUAUUUGACACAUACCGUAUCUCGCUGAUUAUAGCAUUAAAACACAGUAUCGCAUCGCACAGUAAAUUUGGCAGUGGCUUCAGCCAAAUUAGACCUGAAGCGCCGGUAAUACUGCAUUAACUCUAUCUCACUAUGGACUGCAACAUCCAAGAAUUAGAUGCGUUGUGACGAUGAUGAUAGUUGCGUUUUGUCUUACCGUGGCCACAGGACAGGGGGGUUUGAGCCCUGCUCAGAGAGUGAAUCGAGGAGCAGCUGAGAGGUGCACAUGGGGUGGAGGAGGGACACUGGAGACGAAUGUAAAGGGGGCUGAUUGUUCGACAUGUAUGUCUGCGUGAUAUUGACUUGUCGUGAAUACGUUCCCUCUAAAGAACUGAAAUUCUGGACACACCCUCUGUCGUCCCAAAAUCCAUGUGUUGCCAAUUAUUUCAGAAAAGACUCAAAAGAAGUCAUGUGUAUUUAUUAUACAGUAACUAGUUUUUGCUUAAUACCAAAAUAAUUGACAUCAAACUAAAGCAUUUCCCACAAACAAACGCAACAAAGUUAGAAAUGUAGCUUAAUUAGACCAUAAAACAAUUUUCAGUCUACUCUAAUGGCCGCACGGUCAAAGUUUAUAAAUGAUAGCAGCAGAUAAGGCACCUACAGUAUUUUGAUAGUUAUGACCUUUUGUUAAUGGUUCCUCUGUACUGCUACAAACUCUUCAUUUUCUUAUUGCUGUACUUUGCAUUGUUGUGUCCAGGCUAGAACUUUCUUCUGUUCGUUUUUGAUAGAGCUGGUCCCUUAAUCACUUCUGCUACUUGAUGCUUGGAAGUGAUUAGCUUAUUUGUUUACAUUUUUUUCUGCAUUCUGUCUCUGGUUUCAAAAAUGAUCUUGUUAGAGUUUCCAACAACCUCAUAAUACUGAUGUUUAUGCACUGCCUCUUUUACCUCCUGUACGGUAUUAAUUAAUCACUUCUGGAUAAAAAAAACCUCAGAUCCUAAGAUGAAUUAUCCACUAGCAACCAAACAAGCAAGACUGCAUUUUAUAACCUAUUGUUUUAUGAUAUUUUUUAUGUUCUAAUUGUACUGCCUUCCUGAAUAUAAGAAUUAUCUGUUUCUUUUCUAGAUUUUGUUUUUGCUUUAGUAAGAUCAAUUAUCCCUUAUUAUGAGUGCGUCCAAUUGGUUUCCAAACCUAUUCUUUAACUUGUUCAAUCAUUACUUAAUUAGAAGGCAUUAACGUGCUUUCCAGAUCUCUAUUCAUUGCCACUUUAAGUCUAACCUUAAUCCUGCAAGACUUUGGAUCUUUGUGAUCUCUGAUCUGCUAUGAAAUAAAUAAAAAGGUAAGGUACAGUAGCCAGGAACGGGAGAUUAUUUCUGGUUUCUAGGUUCCGCACACAAGAGGGAGCUGUUGGCACUAGGUAUUUUUAUAUUUUGCUCUAAAUGGGUGGUACAGUGGUUUGCAUUACUAACUUGUAGUGCUGGGGCCCUGGGUUCAGUGCUGGACCUGGAGUGCUGUCUGUGUGGAGUUUGUACAGUAUGUUCUAAUGGCACUAAUUUUGUCAAACUAAUUUAAAAUAGGAGGGUGUUUAUUUAAAGGGGAUUCAGGGGUAAGAAUUAGAUAUUAUACAUUUAUUUUUAAAGUUUUUAAUAUUUUGUUUUUAUAUGUGUUCAGCUCAGUUUAUAAGGUUUCAUUUACUUGCUCCUUUAAUUUUCCUACUGAGUAUAAGCAUAACUAUUAGCAGAGCUGACAUACAAUACCUGGCAAGCAAGCCCUUGAAAAGAAAAGGCUGCAGUACAGCUGUACAAAAAAAGUAAAAGAGAUCUGUUGAAUGACCCUAUGUUUCAACUAUUAAAUGUUUAGUUCUCCCAGUUUUGUAAAAUGAACGUUUGAAGAUGGGAACUCAAGCCAUAUUUCUCAGAUAAAAAUCUAAUGUUGAAAAAAACACCUCUGUAAUACAAAAGGCUAAACUGUAAAUAAAUAAAUGCAUUUACAUUCAUUCUUAUAUAAUGCAAUUAUACCUAUGAUGCAUAUGUGACUUUUUGGAAAAAUCAGAGGACUGAUCCGAUCAUUUUAGAUUAUGAAGUGCUUUUUGACACUGGCACUCCAGCAGGCAAGAUGUAAAUUAAAUUCGUGUAAAUCACACUUUAUUUUCCCUUCACUCAUCUAUAAUAUUUAGGACCUAUAUCUUCCGAAAAAAGAAAAGACAUGCUGGUAGGUUAAUUGGCUUCUGGGGGAACUGGCCCUGGUGUAGCGUGUGUUUGUGUCUGUCUGCCCUGCGAUGGACUGGCGUCCCAGCGAGGGUGUGCCCUGCCUUGCGCCUCUUGCUUGACGGGAUAAGCAACAGCUUCCCCAAGACCCUGAAUCGGAUGCAGUGAUCAGAAAGCGAGUGAAUGCGCUAAUGUCAUGUAUCAAUCCCACUGAGCUCUAGUGUAUGACUUUAUCCAUCCGCCCACUUUCUAACGCUUAAUCCACUUCAGGGUUGUGGGAGACCCCAGUAAGUAAUGGAUGCACGGCCGGAUACACUUUGGGAUGGACAGUCCAUUGCAGGGCAGUAUGAUUUUUCAUGAACAGUAUUAUUGUUAAUGAAAUAU